This is a messenger RNA of Mercenaria mercenaria, 2578 nucleotides long. RefSeq names its product polyunsaturated fatty acid 5-lipoxygenase-like. Gene Ontology annotation, molecular function: oxidoreductase activity, acting on single donors with incorporation of molecular oxygen, incorporation of two atoms of oxygen; metal ion binding. Bases 1 to 1629 code for a protein of 542 amino acids. The record is from RefSeq and is a predicted model, not a curated record. Gene Ontology annotation, biological process: arachidonate metabolic process; hepoxilin biosynthetic process; lipid oxidation. The transcript is spliced from 3 exons. Lineage: Eukaryota; Metazoa; Mollusca; Bivalvia; Venerida; Veneridae.
AUGACAGAAGACAGAAAGCUUGAUCUCCAACAUAUGAGGGAACUUUAUGAGCUGACUGAAGAACCACUUCCGGGAUGUCCACCAUUAGUGAAACAGUUACCUCUAGAGGAAACCUUCUCCUUCAGUUAUGAAUUCGACCUUGAGGCCAAGAUAGUGGCAUUAACAGCUGAUGCUACGUUCGAAGAACUCAUUUAUGGUGAAUUUCAUGACAUCGAAGAUAUGAAAAAUGUUUUUCACCGAGUGUUAAAUGUGUUUCCCGAACCAUCCAAUCUAAACAGGUGGCGAGAUGAUGUACUGUUCGGAAUGCAGCGUCUUAUGGGUGUAAACCCUAACGUCAUACGUCUUUGUACAAAGAUUCCAGAAAAUCUUGCAGUGGAUGAUCAUAUGUUGAAGCCUUUCCUAGAAAAUAUGUCACUUUCCCAAGCUCUACAGGAGAAAAGAAUUUUUGUAAUUGACUAUAAGAUACUAGAGAAAGUAGAUCCGAAAGAAGGAUACGUUAUAACCGCUCCUAUUGCGUUGUUUUAUCAGCGAUAUGAUGGAAAUCUAGUUCCUGUUGCCAUUCAGCUCUUUCAAAAGCCUGGUGAUGACAAUCCUGUUUUUCUACCAAGCGAUCCUAUGAACACGUGGAUUUUGGCGAAAAUGUGGUUUAACGUAGCCGAUGCAAAUUACCAUCAGUCAGUUACCCACCUUGGUUUCACUCAUUUAAAGAUGACAGGUAUUGUCGUCUGUACCCAUAGACAAAUGCACAAGAGUCACCCAAUUUAUAAACUGCUGAUGCCACACUUUCUUUACCUUUUGGCUAUUAACCAUGUUGGCAUUCCACUACUCUUAGAUCGAAAUGGUUACGUAGACAAAGUUCUUACUCUAGGUUCAGAUGGCAUGGAAGAGUUAAUAAAACACAAAAACAGGAACUGGCGAAUGGAUAUAGAAGGGGACCUGCUAUCUGAUCUGAAAACACGAGGAGUUUAUGAUCCAGAUAAUCCAAACUUGCUGCCGCAUUACUACUACCGUGACGACGCCUUGAAACUGUAUGAAUGUAUUCAUUCCUAUGUAAGAAAGUACCUUGACCUCUAUUACAGGUCAGAUGGUGAUGUCAAAGAAGAUUAUGAGCUUCAAAAUUGGAGAAAAGAACUGGAAACGCCGACAGAAGAGCAAGGGCUUGGCAUUCUAGGUGUCUACGGAGUAGAUGGCAAGUUCACCACCAAAGACCAUGUAUAUCGCAUUCUGACGAAUAUAAUUUUUACAUGCAGUGUACAGCAUGCAGCAGUUAACUUUCGCCAAUACGAGGAGUACGCAUUUCCACCAAACUAUCCGGCAAGCCUCCGAGGACAUCCGCCACACAACAAAGAACAUAUAGAUGACGGACAAUUACUGAGAAGCCUACCAGAUGAAGAAACAAUGUACAACACUAUGAUCAUAACGAGAGUAUUAAGUACGCAAGGGAUGAAUAAGCUAGGUGAUUUUGAGGUGGAAUAUAUCACCGAUAAAGAGGCGCUCAAAGUAGUUGCUGAAUUUCGGUCAGAUCUGAAGAAGAUAGCCGAGGCAAACAUCAGAAGCAAUAAGGAAAGACGUCAUGAGAAAUAUACCUGUUUGAAUCCAAGUGCUGUGCCAAACUCUAUAAGUAUUUAAAUUUGCAAUAUCAUAAUUGAUAUUUCAGUUCAUAUACCAUUUUAGAAAAAAACUUUGAAGUCAAGAAAGUUUUAUUCUUAAACUCAGUAUUAUGAAGACCAAAUAUAAACUAUUUAUGUUGUCUAAGUGUAUCAUAGCGUUGCAUUAUGUUAUUGUCGGGAAUGCGUGAGGUUUGAAUGCUUUAAUACAUUCAAUAAUAUAUCAUUUCGUGUACAGACUAAGACUACAGACUACAGAUCUAAUACAAAACAUAUUUUAUACUUAAACAUUAAAUUGAUACGUUUCCAUUCCAUUCACUUUUGUUUGGUCUACAUUAACGGUUCUUUUCAGAAAACUUUCUUUUUUGUCUAUAUCAUGUUAAUUACCUUUAUUAAAGGCAAACCUCUUUUUUCAGAGCUAUGUAAUUGUGUACGUUUUCUUAUUCUGUAAUCAAUCUUAUUUUGGUUUUUGUAUCCUUGAAAUUAGCAAAAUGAACGAACCGCUAUUAAGCCUAAGUAUAAACUUAGGGUGGACGGAAAGCUCAGUGGUUUGCGCACUGGCUUUCCAAUCCUGAGGUCGGGGGUUCGAUCCCCGGCAGCUACUCGGGAAUUUUCAGAAACGCUUUUCAGUGUUUCCCACCCAACUAGAGGUGUACUGGUCAGGAACCCAGGCAAUCCUUGCGUGUAUCAGUGCUAUACACUGGGCACGUUAAAGAACCAGGCUGUCUAUUCGUAACGAGCUAGGCUAAGUUAGCCGGACAAGCCUGUAUCUGAUUUCUGAUCUCUCUGUCGUGGGGGCUUUGUCUCACUCUGUCCCUCUGGUCAGAUCGCUCUGUGUUUGUACUAGUAGAGGAUGAAUUAUGCGCCCUGUGUGGCUGCAUUGAACUAUGUAAAGCGCCUUUGAACGUGAAAUUGAUCAUGAAAAGGGCGCUAUAUAAAUCUGGUAUAACAAUAAACUUUUUCGAUUGAGA